AUGGCUGUAGGCCGUAGGGGCUGGGACGCGUACGGGCGGUGAUCGCACGCCCGCCCGCACGCACCAGCCAGCAAUCGCCCAGGAAUUGCAUUCGCACUCGACCCGCACACGGCACACGCCGACAACCCCCUGCACCGACGCCCACGCCUCCGACCACGCCACGCCAGCCCAUCUACUACACACGACGCGCAAUACACCUGUGCGAAUAGCUGCUGACGUAGCUCUGUUGUUCGUUACGACUGCUGUAGGGUACAAGUUCGUUCGGAAAGCGUCACACCAAGACGCACACGUGAGUCGCACACACUCUACCCCGGCCCGUCUUGCCCUCACAGAGACUGAUCCCUCCUCUCCUCUCCUUCCUCCUUGCCCCAGUUUGUGCCGUCGAUGCGGUCGACGUGCUUUCCACAAGCAGCACAAGUCGUGCGCUUCGUGCGGAUACCCGGCUGCCAAGAUCCGCUCUUGCAAGUUACCGUCCAGCGCAGCUUCGUGAAACAGAACCAAUCCCACUAACCCUUGAACCUCUUUUUGACUUGAAAACAGACGAGUGGGGACAAAAGGCCAAGCGAAGAAAGACGACCGGUACCGGCCGCAUGGCCUACCUCAAGGACGUCUCGCGUCGAUUCAAGAAUGGGUACGUCUCAUCACUCAAGUCGGUCGAUCUGACUCGACCUGAUGUUGUAUCCCGUCCUCCAGCUUCCGUGAAGGUACUACCGCUACUCGCAAGGUCAAGCCUUCCUCCGAAUAA
Microbotryum saponariae is the source of this 745-nucleotide messenger RNA. The record is from the annotation of a GenBank genome assembly. Lineage: Eukaryota; Fungi; Basidiomycota; Microbotryomycetes; Microbotryales; Microbotryaceae.